This is a messenger RNA of Colletotrichum karsti, 591 nucleotides long. RefSeq names its product phosphatidylethanolamine-binding protein. The transcript is spliced from 2 exons. Gene Ontology annotation, molecular function: phospholipid binding; peptidase inhibitor activity. Lineage: Eukaryota; Fungi; Ascomycota; Sordariomycetes; Glomerellales; Glomerellaceae. Gene Ontology annotation, biological process: regulation of Ras protein signal transduction; regulation of proteolysis. The coding region runs from base 1 to 591 and encodes 196 amino acids. The record is from RefSeq and is a predicted model, not a curated record.
AUGUCGCUCGCCGACCACGCGCAGAAACUCACAAGCACGCUCGAGGAGGCCAAGCUCGUCCCCGGCUCGGCGGCGGGGCUAAUCCCGGAGGGCUUCAAGCCCACGACCAAGCUCGAGGUGUCGUUCGCGGGCAAGGCCGUCGAGACGGGCAACUUCUUCCGCGCGGGCGAGUGUAAGCUCGUGCCCGGCAUCUCCUUCAAGGCCGAGGAGGGCGCGCCGUCGAACGCCUCGUACACGCUCUUCCUGACCGACCCGGACGCGCCGACGCCCGACAACCCGCAGUUCGCCUUCUGGCGCCACUGGGUCCUCCCCGGGCUGCAGCCCCUCAGCGGGGAUGCGGUGGUCGGGGAGACGAAGCCGGCGUUGACGGAGUUCCUCGGACCCGGACCCAAGGAUGACUCCAAGCCGCACCGAUACCUUUUCCUUCUUUACCGGGAGCCUGAGGGUCUCGACCUGAAGAAGGACGACGUUGGCGGGGAGGAGUUCGUGCAGAGACGGUCGUGGAAGCCGGCGGAGUUUGCGGAGAAGCAUGGGCUGAAGCUUGUCGGCGUCAACUGGAUGACAUGCGCCGGUGACGGCUGGACUGCGUAA